This is a messenger RNA of Arvicola amphibius (Eurasian water vole), 2394 nucleotides long. RefSeq names its product HAUS augmin like complex subunit 2 (gene Haus2). Gene Ontology annotation, cellular component: centrosome; mitotic spindle microtubule; HAUS complex. The coding region runs from base 63 to 767 and encodes 234 amino acids. Gene Ontology annotation, biological process: centrosome cycle; spindle assembly; microtubule nucleation. Lineage: Eukaryota; Metazoa; Chordata; Mammalia; Rodentia; Cricetidae. The transcript has 6 exons. The record is from RefSeq and is a predicted model, not a curated record.
AUCAAGCCGCGCGACCGUUCGUCUCUCACUCCCUGCGCCAGUUCCAGAGGUGUGGGGGAGCCAUGGCUGCUGCGAACCCGUGGGACCCGGCGUCCGCGCCGAGUGCGGCUGGGCUACUGCUGAACCACUGGGUGGCUUCGGGGAUGGUCACUGAGGAGAUGUUAGGUACAUCUAAGAAAAUGGUUCCUUGCUUUGAGAACUUCUCCAGAUCACAGCAGAUCUCAGAUAUGAAAGCUAAAAUCUACCAGAACAACCUGGAAAUUGAACUUCUGAAAUUAGAAAGGGAUACAGCAGAUCUUAUUCAUCCUUCCUAUUUGGUUGAGAAGUGUGAUACCCUGCAAAGCAUGAAUAGUCAUCUGGAAGCCGUGCUAAAAGAGAAGCGGGCCAUCAGGCAAAGAUUGCUGAGACCCAUCUGCCAGGAAAACUUGCCAAUGGAAGCUGUUUAUCACAGACAUAUGGUACAUUUGUUGGAACUGGCUGUGACUUUCAUUGAGAAAUUAGAAGCCCAUCUUGAAAAAAUUAGAAAUAUCCCUCAUUUAAAUGCAAACCUAGCCGAAAUGAGAAAGGCUUUAUCCAAGAUGGACAAUUUGGUGAACGAGACAGAAGAACUGGCAGAGAAUAUACUCAGGUGGCGAGAACAACAGAAGGAAAUUUCUUUGUGUGUCCCCAAAAUCCUUGCUGAGGAAAAUUAUCUUCACAAACUUGAUAGAGUACCUCCUUUACCUUUUGUUUCUAAAGUCCAUGCCCAAACUGUUAAUGCCAAGUGAUUGCCAUAUUUACUUUUGCUUAAUUACGUGAAGUCAAAGAAGUCCAUUUCCAGGUGAUUUGUGACAGGGAUAUUGGUAGACUUUGUUGCUAGCAACUCUGAAAAAAACCUCUUCUAUUGGAGUGCCUGGGCCAGGGAGAUGUCAGCAGGAAAAGCUCCUGCUUCAAGCCUGACACCCUGAGCUGCUCAAUCCCUGGGAUCCACAUACCACUUUUUCAUAUUUUCCUCUCUUUGAUACAGCUAAAAAAGAUCAAAUAUAUGUGUGUUAACCUACUAUGAGUGAAUUGGACACUCAUCAGACAGAAUCUGUAUUAUGAUUCUGUGUCAUGUCUUUUAAAAACAUUUCUGAAUUGGAAUAUCCCGAGUCUGACAAUUUUUGUGUGAUUAUCCCUGUUGAGACUGCGGAAUGGUCGUCACUCAGCGGGCCUGUUGCCCCUGAAGUCUUAAUGAAGUGGUAGCUCCAUGGCUGGCACACCGCUGAGAAGGGCUGUGUGACCAGGCUGUGCAGGGAGGCUCUGCGGGACACUUGCUCUCCUGAGAGUCUGGGUGCUGGUGUGUACCAGGCAGGAAGACCUUUGCUACUGGAGUCUAGGAUGCUGGUGUGUACCAGGCAAGAAGACCUUUGCUACUGGUCCCUGGAAAAAUCCCGGAGCACCACAUCCUUAUCAAUUUUGGUGGUAGACAGCAUUUCACAGUGUGACAGUUCAAUUGCUGGAGUGUGGUGACACUAGUUCUCAUACAUCCCCUUAGCAGAUCACUGGACCUGCUUGUCUUCUCAGGAGUGCCUAGGAGACAAAUGCCGAGGAUGAAGAACUAUGAGAGGGGAAAGAAAAGGCAUAUUGCAAUCAAAUUUAGAAAUUUUUGUUUCGAUACUUUUUAUAUGUAGCCAAGGUAGAACUUGAACUUACUGUGUAGCCCAGGCCUCCCAAGCGCAUGAAUCACAGACAUGUGCCAUCACAUCCGGCUGAAGUUUAGAGGUUUGUAAUGGAAAAUAGGGUAUAUUUUACCUACCUAGGGCUAGUCAUGAAAUUAGAGACUAGUCUACUUAAAGUAGAAUAGUAACAACUACCUCAAGCUGUUCUCGCUUACUUUGUUACUGUAAGUACCCUGGCUUAUGUUUAAAUCCUUUGAAAUGUGUGCACCAGUGUGUCCAUCCUGUUGAAGCGUGUGCACCAGUGUGUCCAUCCUGUUGAAACGUGUGCACCAGUGUGUCCAUCCUGUUGCAGUCUGUGUCGUGGAGUCCAGCGAACCUUCUGUUCAUCACAGGUUCAAUAUAAGGCUUCACCUGUUAGAUAGUAAAAUAGAUGUCCAUAAAAAACAGGAUCCUUAACCCUACACCCUGAAAAAACAACUAUUAAAAACAGCAGAUCAUUAUUUUGAGAAAGUCUACAGCUUUUACAAAUGUACCGUGCAAAAGUGGUGUUGAGAUUUUGACCAUCACCCAGAUAACUGAUCAAAAUCCUUAUUUGUAUUUUAUCUCAAACCUCUUUUAAUAUCUAUUCAUUUUCCUUGUAUAUUAUGUAUAGAUAUAUUCAUUAUCAUGUUACCACUAUUGUUACCCUGUUGGUUUUGUAUUUAUAUUUCCUACUAAUGCCUCAAGAUGUAAAAAUAAACUAAUUUCAACUAAA